UCCGAGGCGCGGCCCCAGGCUCGCUCUCCGACUCUUUACCGCGGGGCUGGGGCCACAGCCCGGGGAAGCUAUGACUCGCACGGCCCUGCCGAGAGCCCCCCGGGCCGCCGCCGCCCCGACUGUCACAGGGCAGAAUUAGCUCGCGUUCCAGACCCCCUGGCCCCCCAGGCCCACCCUGGUGCGGGCCCCCGGGAUGCGGGAGCGGACGAACCCGACAAAAGCUCGGGCUCGGCGCGCCCGGGCAGCCGGGCGUUGUGCUAACGUUUUUCGCGCCUCGGAGCCGGGCUCGCUCGCGCCCCGUCACGGGACAGUCGCCACACCCUUCAGUCCAGUUACAACGCAGGGAUCACAACAAACACAGCCGCCGCAGAAGCACUAUGGCAUUACUUCUCCCAUCAGCUUAGCAGCCCCCAAGGAGACCGACUGCAUACUCACACAGAAACUGGUUGAGACCCUGAAGCCCUUUGGGGUUUUUGAAGAGGAGGAGGAGCUGCAGCGCAGGAUUUUAAUUUUGGGAAAAUUAAAUAACCUGGUUAAAGAGUGGAUACGAGAAAUCAGUGAAAGUAAGAAUCUUCCGCAAUCUGUGAUUGAAAACGUUGGAGGAAAAAUUUUUACAUUCGGAUCUUACAGAUUAGGAGUACAUACAAAAGGUGCCGAUAUUGAUGCGUUGUGUGUUGCACCAAGACAUGUUGAUCGAAGUGACUUUUUCACCUCAUUCUAUGAUAAGUUGAAAUUACAAGAAGAAGUAAAAGAUUUAAGAGCUGUUGAAGAGGCAUUUGUACCAGUUAUCAAACUCUGUUUUGAUGGGAUAGAGAUUGAUAUUUUGUUUGCACGAUUAGCACUGCAGACUAUUCCAGAAGAUUUGGACCUACGAGAUGAUAGUCUGCUUAAAAAUUUAGAUAUAAGAUGCAUAAGAAGUCUUAACGGUUGCAGGGUAACCGAUGAAAUUUUACAUCUAGUACCAAACAUUGACAACUUCAGGUUAACUCUGAGAGCUAUCAAACUGUGGGCCAAACGCCACAACAUCUAUUCCAAUAUAUUAGGUUUCCUCGGUGGUGUUUCCUGGGCUAUGCUAGUAGCAAGAACUUGCCAGCUUUACCCAAAUGCAAUAGCAUCAACUCUUGUACAUAAAUUUUUCUUGGUAUUUUCUAAAUGGGAAUGGCCAAAUCCAGUGCUAUUGAAACAGCCUGAAGAAUGCAAUCUUAAUUUGCCUGUAUGGGACCCAAGGGUAAACCCCAGUGAUAGGUACCAUCUUAUGCCUAUAAUUACACCAGCAUACCCACAACAGAACUCCACGUACAAUGUGUCCGUUUCAACACGGAUGGUCAUGGUUGAGGAGUUUAAACAAGGUCUUGCUAUCACAGAUGAAAUUUUGCUGAGUAAGGCAGAGUGGUCCAAACUUUUUGAAGCUCCAAACUUCUUUCAAAAGUACAAGCAUUAUAUUGUACUUCUAGCAAGUGCACCAACAGAAAAACAGCGCCUAGAAUGGGUGGGCUUGGUGGAAUCAAAAAUCCGCAUCCUGGUUGGAAGCUUGGAGAAGAAUGAAUUUAUUACCCUGGCCCAUGUGAACCCCCAGUCAUUUCCAGCACCCAAAGAAAAUCCUGACAAGGAAGAAUUUCGAACGAUGUGGGUGAUUGGGUUAGUGUUUAAAAAAACAGAAAACUCUGAAAAUCUCAGUGUUGAUCUCACCUAUGAUAUUCAGUCUUUCACAGAUACAGUUUAUAGGCAAGCAAUAAACAGCAAGAUGUUUGAGGUGGAUAUGAAAAUUGCUGCCAUGCAUGUAAAAAGAAAGCAACUCCAUCAACUGCUACCUAAUCAUGUGCUUCAGAAAAAGAAAAAGCAUUCAACAGAAGGUGUCAAAUUGACAGCUCUGAAUGACAGCAGCCUCGACUUGUCUAUGGACAGUGAUAACAGCAUGUCUGUGCCUUCACCCACUAGUGCUAUGAAGACCAGUCCAUUGAACAGUUCUGGCAGCUCUCAGGGCAGAAACAGUCCUGCUCCAGCUGUGACAGCAGCAUCUGUGACCAACACACAGGCUACUGAAGUUUCUGUGCCACAAGUAAAUUCCAGUGAAAGCUCAGGGGGUACAUCGAGUGAAAGCAUUCCUCAAACUGCCACACAACCAGCCAUUUCUCCACCACCAAAGCCUACAGUCUCCAGAGUUGUUUCCUCAACACGUCUGGUAAACCCACCACCUAGACAUUCAGGAAGUGCACCAACAAAAGUACCUAAUCCUAUAGCAGGAGUCAAGAGGACAUCCUCCCCUCAUAAAGAAGAGAGUCCCAAGAAAACCAAAACAGAAGAGGAUGAAACAAGUGAAGAUGCUAACUGUCUUGCUUUGAGUGGACAUGAUAAAACUGAAACAAAGGAACAACUUGAUACAGAGACAAGUACAACCCAAUCAGAAACUAUUCAGACAGCGGCUUCUCUGUUGGCCUCUCAGAAAACAUCCAGUACAGACCUUUCUGAUAUCCCCGCUCUCCCUGCAAAUCCUAUUCCUGUUAUCAAGAAUUCAAUAAAACUGAGAUUGAAUCGGUAAAAACAACCUCAGGGGUCCAUAAACAAUAUCUGCCAACUCAACCUGUUGUCUUCAAAUGCUAAAAAAGGAAAAUGGAGGGUACAAGACUAGACAUGACUGAAAAUGGAUUUAGGUUUUUUUGGUGACCUCCCUUACUGGGCUAAUCAGCACUUGAUCGGAAGUCCAGGUUAGUAUGUGAAGCCAGGAGUACUAUUAUUAUUGUGUUAGCAACAGUUGCAUUAACUAUUUCAAAAAUUACUGCCUUUAAAUGAAAAAAAAAAAAAAAAACCUCAAGCUAUAUUUGUAUCCAUAAUUGACAUCUGAAUUGGGUUUAUGUUUGAUGCAUUGUUUGGAAAACUUGCAAUACAAACUGGCAUAAGAUUUCCUUAUUCUGAUGAUGCACUUUUAUGUAUUUUUUUAUUAGGAAGUAGAACUAAUUUAGGUUUUCAGCUUGAUGGAUUUCUUUCUUUCCUGAAGAAUUUCCUUUGCCAUUAGCUUCCAGUUGGGUACCAUUGUGCAGUGGUGUACGGUCACACUCAGAGAGGAUGUGAGCACGUCUAGUGUAGUCUCCCUAGGAGGUAGCAUAACCCUUGAGGAUGAAGUGGCAACUCUAGGGUAUACCUUUGACAUUGAAAGAAUAAUUAAGACAUACUUGGUUUUGAUGGGGUCGCGAUUAAGAAAUGAUAUAUUGGUUUUAUUUAUAGAAUUGUUUUAUAGUGCAUACAAAUCAACAAUCAGCAAGUAUUUUUCUUCAGGCUUAUCAAAGUUCGAUAUUCUUUUGCCUUCAAUCUGUUGUCUUCAAAACAAAAACAAGAAAAGCUUUUUGCACUCCCUACCCUUUUUUUCUUAUUUUCCUUUGCUUGUGUGCACGAGGUAGGAAGUACUUCACAGAAAACAAAAUGCCAGUAUUUUCUUAAGCCAUGAUGUGAAACCAGUAAGACCCUGUGGCUACAUGACACAGAACACUAAAUUUUGGUCCCAUGGCUGAAACCUUUAGAGUGACUAAAAAUAAUGCCUGUGAAACAUGAUAACUAUCUUGGAUGGCCAUUUGAUCUCUCAAUAAAGAAGAAUUUUGUACACUCCAUGGAACUGCUCUCUAUAGCAAAUCGACUUUCAAUUUUAAACAUGUGGGCAAAAAGGCAUUUUCUCCAAGAUUUUUAGACUGAUUUUUAUUUUUAACUGGUUUACCAAAAUUUGUCGGUGAAUUUUACAUACAGAAACAUUUUAAAAAUCAUUUCUAGCAAGCACUUGACAUCUAGUCAGCUUUCCUUUUUAUUUUCUUUUAUUCUAUCAAAAGAUUAGGAACUCCUUUCUUUAAAGAAAAUAAUUCCCAUAAUUAGGAAGAACAUCCAUCCUUACAGAGUGUGAGGGCUGCCAGACGUUGGUAACUCGGUCUUCAUCUGGACAGAGCAAAGCUGACGCGCAUGCUUGGAGUCUUCCCUUGUGCUUCAUUCCGUCACACGUGCAUUCUCAUGUUCAACUUCCCUGUCCUCCUCAAUUAAUUUUCCAAAGUUGGAGUGUAGUCUCUCCCCUUAGGCUAUGCAUUAAUUGAAGCUUUCUCUUCCACAUGAUUUAUAAUGUCUAGUAUACAGUAUUCUGCUUCCCACAUCUUUGCUCUGCACAGUCACCUUGCCCUUCCUUCCACCACCUACAGAAAACAAGAUGGUCAUCCUAACAGGUGAAGUGUACAAGGUGUCUGUGUGUUUGUGUAGCUUCAGAGUUAGAUUGAAAUUGCCAGGCACAGAUUUAGUCUUGUCAUUUUGUUUACACAUUGGGGAAAAAAUUCAGUUUAUUAAACGUUUCAUGUAACUGCACCCAAGUUUUGCCAAGCUGGAAACUUGGACAUUUUCUGUGUAGUGACUUUUUAAUUCUAGUUUUCAUAACCUGGAGAUCAGACUGUUGCUUUCGCAUGAUGUAUGUAGUGUCUCAUGACUGGAGUUUGCUUUGUUUUAUAGUAUCUGUACUCCUUGUAUUUUUCAAGAGCUAUUUUGUAAACAGAUGAUGUAUUUCUCCA
Molecule: messenger RNA, 4532 nt
Organism: Oryctolagus cuniculus (rabbit)
Lineage: Eukaryota; Metazoa; Chordata; Mammalia; Lagomorpha; Leporidae
Source: RefSeq, a predicted model, not a curated record